AUGAUGGGCACUCGAGCGAGCGCUGACAGGAUGAGCACCCUUCCACUCUCUCGCUCUGAAGUGUUUGGGCAGCUGAGGAAAGAACUACAUGAUGAUGAGGAAUUUCACCAGUCCGACGCACAUAUCUUCAUCAUCAUGGGUGCCUCUGGGGAUUUGGCCAAAAAGAAAAUCUACCCAACGUUAUGGUGGUUGUUCCGAGAUGGUCUUCUCCCCGAAGAGACCUAUUUCGUCGGCUUUGCUCGUUCUGACCUGACUGUGGAUUCCAUUCGCUUGGCCUGCAUGCCUUACAUGAAGGUGGUUGACUCUGAAACAGAGCAUCUCUCUGCGUUCUUCAGUCGGAACUCAUACAUCAGUGGGAAGUAUGUGGACGAAUCCUCUUUCGCUAACCUGAAUGCCCACCUGCAGUCCCUGCCGGGCGGAGCUGAAACCAACCGCCUCUUCUACCUGGCCCUGCCACCUAGCGUCUACCAUGAUGUGACCAAGAACAUCAAACAUCACUGCAUGAGCACAAAAGGCUGGAACAGGAUAAUCGUGGAGAAGCCAUUUGGACAUGACCUGCAGAGUUCAGAGGAGUUAUCCAAUCACCUCUCUGCUCUCUUCACUGAAGACCAGAUUUACCGCAUAGAUCAUUACCUAGGCAAAGAGAUGGUCCAAAACCUUAUGGUUCUCAGGUUUGGAAACCGAAUAUUUGGGCCCAUAUGGAACCGGGACAGUGUGGCCUGUGUGGUUCUGACCUUCAAAGAGCCGUUUGGUACCCAGGGCCGGGGUGGAUAUUUUGAUGACUUUGGGAUCAUUCGUGAUGUGAUGCAAAACCACCUGCUGCAGAUGCUGUCUCUGGUUGCCAUGGAGAAGCCUGCUUCCACCAGCUCUGAUGAUGUUAGAGAUGAGAAGGUGAAGGUGUUGAAGUGCAUUGAGCCGGUCUCUCUCUCAGAUGUGGUGUUGGGUCAGUAUAUGGGAGAUCCAGAAGGAGAGGAUGAUGCUAAACUGGGUUACCUAGAUGACUCAACUGUCCCUAAAGGCUCCACUCAGGCCACGUUUGCCACAGCGGUGCUUUAUGUAAAGAAUGAACGCUGGGAUGGCGUUCCCUUCAUCCUCCGGUGUGGGAAGGCUCUGAAUGAGAGGAAGGCGGAGGUGCGGUUGCAGUUCACUGAUGUUCCUGGAGACAUUUUUAACACUCAAUGCAGACGGAACGAGCUGGUGGUGCGUGUGCAGCCUAAUGAGGCCAUCUAUGCCAAGAUGAUGAGCAAAAAGCCUGGGGUCUAUUUCAGCCCUGAAGAGACAGAGCUGGAUCUAACCUACCACAGCAGAUACAGGGAUGUUAAGCUGCCGGAUGCCUAUGAACGCCUGAUUUUGGACGUUUUUUGUGGCAGUCAGAUGCAUUUUGUACGCAGCGAUGAGUUGAGGGAAGCCUGGAGAAUCUUCACUCCUCUUCUUCAUCAGAUAGAGAAGGAGAAGACACCUCCAAUCCAAUACAAAUAUGGAAGCCGUGGUCCUCUAGAGGCAGAUGAGUUGGUGCAGAGGGUAGGUUUCCGGUAUGAGGGAACAUACAAAUGGGUGAACCCACACAAACUGUGAAAGAUAAGAUGAAGCCUGUAAACAAACAAAAAAAACAACAACCUCUGAUCAGUUUGAGUGCCUGAAAUAAGAGGGAGAAUAACAAGGCUAACACACUUAAAAAUGUAUUUGAAGAUGCACUCUUGUGUGUGCACUGCUUUUAAAACUGGACCAAGAAUCUAAAUAAGCAAACACAACUAGUUUAUUAUUUUUACAUUAUGCUUUAAGAUGCACAUUAGAGUUAUAACCAGCUCAUUGUGAUGCAUAAUUCUUUAUAGGAUAUUAUCUGAUUUAUUCACUGUAGAUGUCAUUAAGCUGAACAACAUUCAUAUUUUGUGAUCAUUGAGCUAAACAACAUUCUGAUGUAAAGAGACUUUAUUCGGUGCUGUCAUUCCCGGUGUUUAAUUUGUAUUCUUACAUCCUUAAGAACAACGCUUUGGUGGUGCAUUCCAAUUUCCACAAGUCUUAAACUGUGUGUGCUGAUCUUUUAUCAUUUCCAAUGUAAACAAGUUUAUAAUGAAUAUGUCAUUAUUAUUACAACACUUUAAAGGUUAAAUAUGGCAGCAUGAACCAUUGAUUCCAUUGUUGCAGAUAAAAAACAUUUAUUAGAUCAAUGAAAUACUAUGUCUUAAUUUGUCCAUUGUUAGGCCGAAUGAACAUUUAUUAAAGCAGAUACAUGCAUUACAUGCUACAUCCCUCAGUACAUUCUUUUAACAUUGAACAUCUAAACCCAUCUAUUAUACUGUUAAAGAUUAUAAUGUUAAACAUAGAUCAAAAAGUCAGCCUAACUCGGACCUGGUUUCUUUCUGCUUAUUGGUUUUGACAAGUGCUUUUUUCUCUUUUUUUUUUUUUUUUUUGGUCUUUAGUUUACCUGUGUAAUGAGGAUAUGUUUGAUCAGUGUCUCUAAAUGAAGGUUCUGGCAUCACUUAAUUUAACAUUCUGUCAGGGUGCCUUAAAGUGAUGUAUUUAUCAGCAGAUGGGGAAACUGCUGGUUUGGCUGUUGAAAUUGUAUUGUAUUUUUUUUAGCUUUGGUUUCUGGUUAUUGAAAUUAUUAUUAUUUAUGCAUCUUUGAGUUAUUUAAUUUUUUCUGAAAAAGUUAUGCCCAGUGUUUUCUAUUUUAUUGUAUUAAAUAACAUUUGCUUUAUAGUAAAAGUGGUUAAGAUGCCUCAAAUGUGUGUCAUUGCUUGUAGCUGUCUGGUCCUUUCAGUUGUUUCACUUGUUUUCUCCUCUUAUAUUUGACCUCUUUUGAUAAAGCCAUUAUUGAAAUAAUGUAUUAAUUGUAUGUAUAUUUAGUUGUUAGAAGUUGGUGUUAAGGAGCGUUGUGAGUGACCAGGCUGUAAAAUAAAUAAAUAAAAUGGCAAAUAACUCAAAUGAAUGAUGCAUACCAUGCCCUUUAUGUCAUUUAAAAUCGAUUUUAAUCUAUUUUUAUAAUAAGUUUUGUGUGUGCGUGCACAGUAUCUCACAA
Messenger RNA from Xyrauchen texanus (razorback sucker), 3019 nucleotides. RefSeq names its product glucose-6-phosphate 1-dehydrogenase-like. Lineage: Eukaryota; Metazoa; Chordata; Actinopteri; Cypriniformes; Catostomidae. Bases 1 to 1575 code for a protein of 524 amino acids. The record is from RefSeq and is a predicted model, not a curated record. The transcript has 13 exons. Gene Ontology annotation, molecular function: NADP binding; glucose-6-phosphate dehydrogenase activity. Gene Ontology annotation, cellular component: cytosol. Gene Ontology annotation, biological process: pentose-phosphate shunt, oxidative branch; glucose metabolic process.